Messenger RNA from Racocetra persica, 145 nucleotides. NCBI's taxonomy places the organism in Eukaryota, Fungi, Glomeromycota, Glomeromycetes, Diversisporales, Gigasporaceae. The record is from the annotation of a GenBank genome assembly.
AUGUCUAACGAAGAUUCCAAGUAUUUUUUUAUGAACACAUAUUCAUAUGAUUCCCCUAAUAUUAAUCCUCAAGCAACACUUGAGGAGAUUAUGAAAAACCCACCUUUGAAACUCUCUUUACCAUUAGAGAAACUGCUCGCUCCAC